Didymodactylos carnosus is the source of this 237-nucleotide messenger RNA. The record is from the annotation of a GenBank genome assembly. NCBI's taxonomy places the organism in Eukaryota, Metazoa, Rotifera, Eurotatoria, Philodinida, Philodinidae.
AUGAUGUCGCCAAUUGUACCAUUAUUCGCUGAAAUAUUUAUGAAUGAUUCUGAGAAUAAACAUACGGCUAUACGUACAAGUUUAGGUGUUAAACUAUUCAGACGAUAUGUUGAUGAUAUAUUUGUGUUAUUAGAAAAUUCGAUUUCACCAUCGAGCAUUUGCGAUGUAUUAUCGAUAUUACAUCCAUCUACUACAUUUACUUUUGAACAAGAGAAUUUAAAUAAAAUAGCAUUUUAA